AUGAAGGGGGGCGGACUGCUUAUUCCACCAUGGUUUGAAUACCACGAGCCAAGUUGCUCUGACUGGGCGAUUGUCAGCAUCACCUUUGGCAUGACUCUGUGUCUGGCAAUUUUUGGUCUCAUUCGUGUGGGUAUUCAAACUUAUCAUCAAUGGAAACGCGCACAAAGAAUCACAACGUAUAUGGUCUUGAUAUGGCUUGAAUUGGUCUCCAGCGCCAUUAUUGGAGGUCUUGGCUGGGGUUAUGUUCGAGGAACUAUUCGUCCAGGGUUCUUGAUAUAUUUCUUCAUCUUGCUCCUUUGGGUAUUUCAAAUCCAUUGCAUUAUGCAAAUCAUUGUCAACCGAAUAGCCCUUCUCCACGUUUCACCGACCAUCGUUCGACGACUAAAAUGGGGAAUAUUUGUUAUCUUGGCACUUAUUAACGUUUCAGUCUUUUGUAUUUGGAUACCGGCUCGACUGCAAAUUAGCCAGACUUAUAUCGAUAUCAACAACGUUUGGGACCGAAUCGAGAAAGGGAUUUUUGCGGUUAUUGAUCUGGCUCUGAACUUCUACUUUGUCUAUCUUGUCCGCUCGUCCCUCAUAUCAUACGGCCUAACCAAGUAUGUGGUGUUGUAUCGCUUCAACCUGAUUCUGAUCAUUGGGUCAAUGUCACUACGGAAUACGUUUCUAUACGUCGAGUUUCACCCACUUGCAUAUCUCGUGAAGCUUCAUAUCGAAUUGUCCAUGGCCGAGCUCAUUGCCAAGAUCGUCAAGGCCUCCGGGCCCAAUCUCGCUCCUUGUCGUUGCACUUGCCACGACAAUCCCAACCACACAUUCCUACAUCAACUACAAUUUCGGCACAGUGCACCUGCAGCUCACAAGGUGACUGCACCAACUACUGGAAGAUUCCGUCGCUCUUGGCCGAUGUCAAAGGCCACGCGUAGCAGAGAGAAGCGCCGUGGAGGAACCCGAUCACAAACUCCGUCUUUGACCAAGAAGAUGGUUUCAAAGAAGCGACAAAGUAGCGAAGAAAACCAGCCGAAACAGGAAGUCUGGAAAUCUGACACCAAUACCGGCACAGACUGCGCCUCCCACCACUUGCCGAGUUCUACGGGACAAUCGAACCAAAGCUCACACGAUCAUAAUGACUGA
Fusarium fujikuroi IMI 58289 is the source of this 1128-nucleotide messenger RNA. RefSeq lists its product as uncharacterized. The coding region runs from base 1 to 1128 and encodes 375 amino acids. The record is from RefSeq and is a predicted model, not a curated record. The transcript is spliced from 5 exons. NCBI's taxonomy places the organism in Eukaryota, Fungi, Ascomycota, Sordariomycetes, Hypocreales, Nectriaceae.